Molecule: messenger RNA, 1640 nt
Organism: Biomphalaria glabrata
Lineage: Eukaryota; Metazoa; Mollusca; Gastropoda; Planorbidae
Product: U-scoloptoxin(05)-Er3a-like
Exons: 3
Coding region: 112-549 (145 amino acids)
Biological process (GO): sleep; regulation of synaptic transmission, cholinergic; positive regulation of voltage-gated potassium channel activity
Source: RefSeq, a predicted model, not a curated record
UUUACCUGUCCACGAGAUGGCGCCGGCGUCGCCCUAACACUUCCGCUUUUCGAUUAGAUACCUGUAGAUCUAUUAUAAGAGCUAUUUAUCGCAUAAGAGGAAAAAAAGGACAUGCAUUAUUUAAUCUUAAUUGUUGUCUCGGCAACAAUUUUGCCUUUAGUGUGUGAAGCUAUCUCCUGUGCAAGCUGUCAACAGCUAGCCAACAAGGAAUGUCAAGAUCCGAUCUCACAAGCUGAUUUUGACACCUACAAUGGUGAUUGUGGGGACGACAACGUAUGUGUCAAGAUGACAACAAUAGUCAAGAUCAGGGACUCUGGCUACAUUCAAGGCUGGGAGAGAGCUUCUAAGGUUGUGUCUCGUUAUUGCGAAGCGAAAUCAGGCAAGCCAGACGGGUGUCGGGGUUGGCAGAAUAAUGGAGGAAUCACCAUCAAAUGCUACUGCUCAACAGAUGGCUGCAAUUCCAGCCAUUUUGUCUCUCCAUCACUUGUUUCCUUAGUUGUUUCUAUCGCUGUGGCUUUAUUUCUUAGUUUACAUGUAGCGCAGCAUUAAUUACAAAGUGUGUUGUUACUUUGAAAGGAAUAUUUGUGUGUGCUUGUGAAUUUGAGAGCAAUCUUUUCUUUUUUUUUUUAAUUUGUGCCACUGUUUAUAAUUUAAGAAAUGGUGAUUGUCAAAAGAAAGGCACUUUUGUAUCACUACUUAAUUUGGAAAGAAAUCUUCCUCUUAAGAGGUGAUACUAAAUGUAUGUCAGUCAAUGUAGGUUAAAGGCAUGAAGUUGAUGGAUGAGUUGCACAAGUCUUUGUGAGUGUUCAUUACAUUUGUUUGUAUCAAUUUUUUAAAUCAUUACAUUUGUUUCUUGUGUUUGUAUAUUCAUGUACAUAAUGCACCAUUUCUUUUGUAUAUUUUUAUGCAAAUAAUGAAACAUGAUUUGAUUUGUGAAUCUUUUUUUUUUCUUAAAACUGCUGUUGGUAAAAAUGGAAAUAUUUGAACAUUGGACUAAAUUGAUUGUGCAAGACUAUUUUUUACUCUUGAGCGGACUUGUUGGUUUGGUACAUUUUUACUGUCUAGUGAUAUCAAAACUACAUUUAUAUGUCUGAUUCAGGUAGAAAAACUUCUCUACAUUUCAUCAAAAUAGUUUUUGCUGCUUUUUUUUUUCAAAGAAAGAACUAUGCUUAUUGAUGUUUGUAAAUAUAUCAGAUAAUAUGAUAUUGGACCUUUGAUAUUCCAACUAUUUGAACUGUGACCUCCCCAUCAGAUUUUAUAAGGAAACAUUAACUGUAAAACUUGGGUUUUUUACUUGACAUUAUGCCAAGGGGUCAAAGAAAAACAAAAGAUGUUGGUUUUACUUGAAAGGUUGCUUUUUUUUUUUUUUUUUUCAAAUACAUGUGAACAGGCUAUAGCAUCUUAUAUUUAUAUUACUAAAAAAAAAUACACUUUGAAACUGUAAUAUUAAAAAAAAUUAGCAGUCAACCAUAUAGGAUUAUCCAGUACUGAAACUAUGAACUAAGAACAAAUUAUAUCAUUCUUGUCAACAUUUUUUAUUUGAAGAAUAUUUUGUUGUCUAGAAAUCAACUAUAUUUAUAGCUUUUUUCCUCCCAUGUAAACUUGUACAUUUCUAUAUAGCAAUAUAUUUUCUGUGUUUU